Molecule: messenger RNA, 2969 nt
Organism: Drosophila subobscura
Lineage: Eukaryota; Metazoa; Arthropoda; Insecta; Diptera; Drosophilidae
Exons: 3
Coding region: 667-2220 (517 amino acids)
Cellular component (GO): membrane
Source: RefSeq, a predicted model, not a curated record
CGCCAGGCCUCAUUCAAACAACGACGAACGAAGGCAACGCACGGCAAAACGGAUCGGAUCGGACUUGCGCAUCCCACAACCAUCCACAUCCUUCCAUAUGUAUCUGUUUCCCAUUGAAGACCAAGUUUUCCCCUCUGCAAUCUGAAAGAAAACUGCAAUAUUUGUGACAUUUCAACCAUCCAGUGACACUGCAACGACAUCCUGUGCAACGCCAGACAUUCAAAGUGGAGCGAAAAAGUUCCGUCAAGUGUCGAGAAUACUUAGUGGACGCCCACGCGUCACGAAACUUGUGCGGUUACGGUGCGAUACGGUUCGCUGGUAUACGGUUGUACCUUGUCGUUCAGUGCAGCUCGGACGGACUACUCGGGAGCAACCAAACCACUGGCAGCAGCUGGCAGAAAUUUGAGUGUGUGUGCUGAAAAUCAAUAAACUCUGUCGUCGUCGUUGCUCUGCACUGCUCUGCUCUGCUCUGAAAGGGCAAACCCGUCAACGUCAACUCGUCAGUGGCAGCCGUUAACCGGCCAUAUGGCAACUGUGCAUUGUUAGGAAAUUGCCAUAGAAUCGCAAUAAAAGGAGGCAGGGGAUCCAUAAAGAAGCAAUCGAGAAGCACCUGAGGACCUAGAAAUUGUACAAUUAUCAAGUGGCAGAGAGGCGUUCCGCUGCAAUAUGGCGUCCAGAUUGGGAAUCAACGUUAGCAUUGCGCUGCUUGCAGCUGUGGUGUGCAGCAUAGUGGGUCAUUGCGAAAUGUCCGUAUACCCAGGACUACGCCGCCGACCCAUACAGCCGCCCGUUAUGGAUCCGCAGAACGAGCAGGAAUACGCGUUCCUGGCCCAAAUGAUGGAGCAGUACGCACGCCGUCGGCUUCAGCAUCAAUUUGACCAGCAGCUGCACGAGAUCAACAUGAAGCUGGAGCGCCAGCGGCAGCUGCUCGAGAUGGAGCGCUUCCGGCAGCGACAGCAGGAGCUGCAGGUGGAGCGCGAGGCGGAGGACGACUAUGAAGGAGGCCUCAACAAUCUGAACAACCAGCAGUACGACCAGUACGACAACGUUGAGGCGGAGCCCAGCUACGGCAGUCCCAUCAGCAGUCUGCCCGACGUCCACGCGCCAAUGUAUCUGCCCAGUCUUCCCAAUCUUCCGAGUCUGCCCAGCCGCCACGGUCUUCCCAAUUUGGGUCGGAAUAGUGUGCCACGCGAGAAGAUUCCCUUCGCCGUGGGCCCCAACGAUGCGCGCUUCUUCGACAACCCCAGCGAUCCGUCGGGCGAGAUGGACUCGCGAGCCCUGGAGGACUACGAGGAGUAUGCUCCGCUCCAGCCCACACCCGAGGUGGCGACGGCCACCAGCAAGACCAAAAUCGAUACGCCAGUUCCUGCACCGGUGCCCGUGGAGCCGCCCAAGCUGCUUGAUGCCGCCAAUGCCAACUUCCAUCGCAUCAAUCCAAACUCUGCGGCCGCCGCAGCCGUGGCCGGGGUCAGUAUUCCACAGGGCAAGGACCAAACCCCCCACAAGCUGAAUGCCCUGAUCAGCAAGCUGCAGAAGCAGAGCAAGUCCCCGCAUGUGACGCUCGUUAAUGGAGGGGGAGAUGCCAACUCCGAGCAGAUUGUUCUGCGCCAGCACAUGGGAAUGAGCAGCGAGAUGGGCGUCUACAUUGUGGCCCUCAUAGCGGGCAUGAGCGCUGCGGUGACUGUGGGACUCUUAGCGCUAGGAGUGACCUGGGUCCACAAUCGCAGCAAAGCCGCAGCGGACGUGGACUAUCCGGCGUAUGGUGUGACCGGUCCCAACAAGGAUGUCUCGCCCUCGGGCGAUCGCAAGCUGGCCCAGAGCGCCCAGAUGUAUCAUUACCAGCAUCAGAAGCAGCAGAUCAUCGCCAUGGAGAACUGCCAGGCGACCGAUGGCAGCUGUGGCAUGUCCGACGUGGAGAGCGAUGACGACAACGAGGAGGGCGACUACACGGUCUACGAGUGUCCCGGCCUGGCGCCCACCGGCGAGAUGGAGGUCAAGAAUCCACUCUUCCUGGACGAGACGCCGGCCACACCGGCCAACAACCUCUCCUCGGCGGCAGCUACCAACAACAACAUCACCCAGGCCACUCCCCAGCAGCCGCCCACCCAGAAGAAGGGCACAGUCAAGCCGAACAUGAAUCUGUUGAAUGCCGCCGCCACAGCUGCCGCUGCCGCUGCUGCUGGCGAGGAGUCGAAGCAGAAGCGCAAGAGCAAGAAGUAAGCUGGGAGAUUGGACUUGGAAAUGCCCGCAGGUCGUGGCAACUGGUAAAGUUUGACUGAUCCAUUGUCAGCCAAAAAGGACACACACCACACACACACAUGCAGAGUACACUCCCCCACACAGACAGAAACGCAGACCAGACUAGAUAUACUCGUAUUUAAUGGAAUUUAAUUCCUCCGGCUGCAGCUCGCUCGAGUGCAAGGAAGCGUACACCCCACACACACCAGACACAACACCACAAGGCAACUGCCUCUUAUGUAUCUUCCCUAUGAGUAAGCACGCAUAAGUAAGUCCUAUUACAUGUAUGACAUUGCAUUGUAUCGUAAUCGCAUCCCUAUGGUAUAAGACAAGCCUCCCCCAGCGAGUCGCGUCUGCAAUCCCCCCCAAACCCCAAUCGAAUCCAGCUGUCAGUUGCACAAUGGAAACCAGGCAGAGGCUCUGGCAUUGGCAUCCAACGCCGUGCCCAUUCAGGUGCAACUGAUUCUUUCUCUCUUUACAAUCCAAGAUGUGUACUUAUUUAUGUCAUGGGACAAUUACCCACACACAUGCUCGAGUGUGUCUCUUAUAUAUGUAUAUUAUAUAUUGUAUAUCAAACUCUUUUUUGGUGUCUGCAACUGGAAUCAAUUUAUAUGGGAAGCAUACUUCAAAGUCUGUAGCAAAGGGCCACAGGGCCGCAGGGCAAGCAACCAAAUGCAAAAUGCUAACUAACAUAUUAUAUAAUUAUACACACACACACACACAUAUUGAUA